AUGCCCAAUCCCGCAGACCUGCCCCAGGAACUCUUUCAUCUUGUGCCGGAUCAUGCUUUGACCGCCGAGGAGCCUGAUGCCCAAAGACUCUGCAGUCUUUCGCUCCUCAGCCGCAACUGGACACUGUGGAAAUUCCUCAGAACAGUCCGCCAGAAUCCCCAUUUAGCAGCACGAGUACAGACACUCAAGAUUGGAAAUUGGGGAUUCUACCCGAAAGCUGCAGUUCAAGGCGGUGAUUUCCGGCCUGCAGCGGAUGAGGUGGAGCUGGUUCGAAGGGCUAUACACGAUGCUGGAAUUGGACAUCUGGAACAGAGGAUUAUAGAGAGUCUGGCGAAGAAGGAUCGUCGGUCUCUUAUGGCUCUUUUGCUGGCAAGCCUUCCGAAUUUGGUGACGGUCCAUGCCCAUGUUCCCAUGUCUGACCCUGUCCUGGGUGAGGUGCUGAGGCAGACACUUGAACCUAGGGGUCGUGAUGAGGUCCACCCACUCCCAGGACACGAACCACAAAUACCCGGUAUGGUCAAAAGGUACAAGGUGUAUGGCCAGGUUCUUUUCAUCUGCCCAGAGCAGAACUGGCGCCAAGGUCAACGCACAUUAUUGUUUCUUCAGUUCGAUGAAUUCGAUGGUCUUUCUUCAGUUCGGACUGAAUGUCGUCCUAUAAAUGUCUAUAGUCCAGCUCAUGAUCUUGAUGCCCCAUCGAGUGAAGGCCCUGUUGAUGACGACAUGCAUUGGAUGGCAUGGCUGGAUAGGGAUGGAUGGCUGGGGGUAUGGCAAAAGGCGACGAGUAGGGGGUGGACUGGAUGGAUUUGA
Messenger RNA from Aspergillus wentii DTO 134E9, 807 nucleotides. RefSeq lists its product as uncharacterized. The record is from RefSeq and is a predicted model, not a curated record. The transcript has 2 exons. The coding region runs from base 1 to 807 and encodes 268 amino acids. Lineage: Eukaryota; Fungi; Ascomycota; Eurotiomycetes; Eurotiales; Aspergillaceae.